AUGCUCUGUCUCAAAGCUGAAGCUCUUCAUGAAGAUCAAACCUUACCUGCGUCAUCUUCUUCUUCUCCAAGCACCGAUCGUAGCUCCGGAAAUACCACUUUUCGUCUUCCCAUCAAUUGGGGAAGCUCGAUCCGGAGGUAUUUGAAGAAGACUGGUACAUUUUCGAGAAGAUCUUACUCUUCUGGAGAUGGGUCUUUGUAUUUUCCUGAUCUCGAUGAAAGCAAGAUGAUUCAUCAGACUAGUGGUAGAUUUGAAGGAAAGAGCAAAUUAUGGUAUAAAUGUGAGCUUGAACAAGAUGUCAAGAGACUGCAGCAGCAGUUACAAGAGGAGAUUAAUUUAGGGUUAGCUUUAACAAGCGCAGUUGAGCACUCUAGUUCGCCGUUCAUGGAUUCGCCUUGUCAACUUCCUGAUAAGGCACAAGAGCUUUUGGACAGCUUAGCGAUACUGGAAAUCACAGUAUCAAAGCUUGAGCAAGAAUCAGUUUCAUUGAGAUAUUUACUUAGGCAAGAGAAGAACGAGCGGCGUCUCUCUGAGAUUCUACGAAAUAAGUCUCAUUAUUCUGCACCUUCAAAGUUCACUGAUGCACAGAGUUUCCCUAACAAGUUGGUGAAAAAGAAAAGAGAGAAUAAACAAGUGGUUUCUGUGGAUAGUGAAGCUUAA
Molecule: messenger RNA, 660 nt
Organism: Arabis nemorensis
Lineage: Eukaryota; Viridiplantae; Streptophyta; Magnoliopsida; Brassicales; Brassicaceae
Source: the annotation of a GenBank genome assembly